AUGUUGCGAUUUCUACAACCAAGUGAUCGCCUGUCUUGUACUCGCUUGGGGGUCUUGUCCUCUUAUCGUCCUUCUCGGCCAACCAAGCUUCGCUAUCCGUCUCCACUUCCCAUAGUUCGGAAUCCUACGUGCCCGUCGAGAUCGGUGAGAGUCUGGACUAGGCCGCCAACCAGAAAGAAGUUAAAGCCAAUUGUCAAGGAAGACUGCUUGGACAAGUACGACUUCCGUCACCACGGGAUAAAGAGUACGACGGAUUUGCUGGACAUCGACAGUCCCCCAGAGAAACAACGCGAUGAUCCACUACGAGACACCUUGCAAACGGAGUUCAUCUCGAUUCUUCAGAGCGGCCAACCGGACUUGGUGAUGCAUGCGCUCACUGACCCUCGAUUCAGCAGCCUGGUAGGAGCCAUGCCAGAAACCACCUUCGUCGAAGCCUUCCUGCUUCUCUCUCCGGCGUACUUCGUCGAGCCCCAUCGAGAGAUUAUUCGAGCGCUCCAUCCAACCGCGGAACGGAGCAUGAAUAUCAAGCCAUUGCAGGAAAUCUUCGACGAAUUCGCCAGCAAACUCGCACAAAUAAUUCGUCUCAGGGUUUCCACAGGGCAAGGUCCAGGCCUGGCGGAGUUCACCCACUUGCUCGCUUGCGCAGCCGCCAUGGGGGAUGCUCAGAUGGCACACAGCGCAUGGCAGGCCAUGCAAGAUCGUAAUGUGGAGCCAGAUACCCAAUGUUAUAAUCAUCUCAUGGAGGCCUUGAUCUGGGACGGGACGUUUACCGGGAUGAGAAAAUAUCGCCUGAGAGUGACCCGUUUCUCGUAUAAGAUGCGAAAAAAUGCGCCCAUCGAUUCAGGCUGGUCGGGAUAUGGCACCGCAGCACGCAGCGUGCUCAAGUCGGUACGAGUGAUAUUCGCGGAGAUGAUGGACAAAUCCAUCCCGCCGGAUGAGACGACCUUUGUCAACAUGAUGCUUGCAUCCUCCGCUUGGAACAUAGAUGUCGACGAGUUGUUGACGGCAAGCGACCAGUCGGGAGCAUCCGAUAUCUACCACACCGACCCUGCUUCAUCCCUUCAUCCCACAGGUCGACUUCUGUUCGCGGUAGCUCACGCCUUCGGAACAAAUAACGAAAUUAAAACUGCACUUCAUCUGGUGGAAUUCAUCGCAAGCCGAUACAAUAUACCCAUUCCCGAGAAGGUUUGGCUUGAAGUGUUCGAGUGGACGUUUGUCCUGUCCCGUCGGAAAUUCGGCCCCGACGCCGAGGACCAGGCGCACACGAGGGUAAAGCCACGUUUCGUGACUCAACUGUUCGAUACAAUGACCACAGAGCCAUACAACGUGCACCCCACAAUUGAGGCACGCCUCAAAAUCGCUAAGUUAGCGUGGGACAGUCGUAUUCUCAAGAACUACAUGCCACAAAUGUAUGCUUCAUAUGAGACCCUGAUGGAGACACGUCGAAGGAGAUGGGAGGCGAGGUCAGCCAUCGCGGCGUUUAUGAAGCGGCGCAGGCUACAUAGAAGCCGCGCAAGUUGGCAGUCGCGAGACUUGGCCAACGCAAUACACACCUAUGAUAUCCUCAGACUGCACACAGCCCAACAGACUGAGCUGGUGAGAAAGCUCGCAAGAAACAUGCUGAUCAACAAGCUGUGGACGGGUCGAGACAAUCCUGCAUGGUUUAGGUCGCUGUUCCCCAGAGCGCUGGAAGAGUGGCGCGACUUCCUCCCGGAGGAUUUCCACUUGAACACUCGUGGCGGAAUAGUGCAUUUCAAUGGGAAAGUCCGCUGGGGUAGCCGGAACCGUUACAGCGGAAAGCGAAUACCGAUUCGGCGACCCACACCCUAUAAUGAUGUCGAGCCGGGUGACGAGGACAAUUAUCUUGACGACGAGUUCUUCUGGGAAGCUCUUCUGCGUCUCGGGCCAGAUAUCGAGCCAACAUCUGCAUCCCUUAAGCGACUAUUCGAGCCGGUUCUGGAGAAGUAUCGUCCCGCAGAAGACGAAUCAACCAUGUUGAGCAGCAAUUGA
Aspergillus aculeatus ATCC 16872 is the source of this 2010-nucleotide messenger RNA. RefSeq lists its product as uncharacterized. The record is from RefSeq and is a predicted model, not a curated record. The transcript has 2 exons. Gene Ontology annotation, molecular function: protein binding. Lineage: Eukaryota; Fungi; Ascomycota; Eurotiomycetes; Eurotiales; Aspergillaceae. Bases 1 to 2010 code for a protein of 669 amino acids.